Molecule: messenger RNA, 627 nt
Organism: Corythoichthys intestinalis (scribbled pipefish)
Lineage: Eukaryota; Metazoa; Chordata; Actinopteri; Syngnathiformes; Syngnathidae
Gene: rdm1
Product: RAD52 motif containing 1
Exons: 6
Coding region: 1-627 (208 amino acids)
Cellular component (GO): nucleolus
Source: RefSeq, a predicted model, not a curated record
AUGCUUAAGUUCUACUCAGCAACUCAUGCCCGCAAAGCUCAGCAGAGCACGGAUGGAUGCCCUCUUUUCCAGGACACGCCCCUCAAGGUGAGGCUGAGCACCAAGCAACAGCCUCACUUCUUAUCUGGCAGCCAACCCCUGAGCCAUAUGCGCUGUGUGGAGUUGGCCAAUCACUGCCUGGGGUUCAACGGGUGGACAUGUGACAUCAUCAGCCUGAAGGAGCUUCCCACUGAGGAAGACGAUGAAGAGGAAGCGGGUGUGAGCGGGCGAGUGCGUGUCAGGCUGGGCUGUGUGGUCCAGAUCUCCUUCCCGCGCCAUGGCGUGAUUACCCGAGGAGCCGCCUCAGUGGAAGAUGUCUACAUGAACACUGGUCCUGAAUCACUGCUGCAGAAGCGAAGCUUCUUACACAAGUUGGUUCGAGACAAAGCCGCAGUGCAGGCCUUCUCCACGGUGGUGCUGGUUCUCCUCGGUGAGGGGAAAGUGAUGGUGGAGCUAAGACGUACAUCUGAACAUCUUUUCUCUGAGGAGCCGCAAGAACUCGUGCAGGUCAGCGAGUACCAGGUGAAGGAGCUCAGUGCCGAGGAGGACCUUUGGCAGCAUGAAGAUCUGGACCUGACUGUGUGGUAG